AUGACCGCAAUAUCCUCUACUCCUGCCUCAGACUCCGAGAACCAAAAUGUGAGCCAAGCAAGCGAAGACUACCUCCAUCAACCUAACGAAAAGGAUCACUCGAGUGAUUCGGGUGCGAGCGACGAUGUACGCAAAAUCACGGGCUAUCGAUGGUUCCUAAUUUGCGCUGCUCUUUACCUCUCAGCAUUGAUAUACGGACUAGAUACAACGAUUGCUGCGGACGUUCAAGGAGCGGUAAUUCAGAGGUUUGGCCAAGUCGACCAACUCGCCUGGAUUGGGGCCGGGUUCCCUCUUGGAUCGGUCGCUGUUAUUCUGCCCUACGGAUUUCUUUUCACUACCUUCAAUAUGAAAUGGCUCUACAUUGCCGGGAUUGUGUUAUUUCAGGGCGGAUCUGCUCUCUGUGGUGGAGCUCCGAACAUGGGUGCCCUGAUUGUCGGACGUGUGAUUGCUGGUGCCGGAGGAACUGGCAUCUAUCUAGGAGGACUGAACCACUUAUCCGCCAUGACGACUCGAAAUGAGCGUGGGGCGUAUCUCGCUGGCACCGGGUUUGUCUGGGGCUUGGGAGCGAUCCUGGGCCCUGUGGUUGGUGGUGGGUUUUCGGAUUCAUCUGCCACUUGGCGAUGGGGAUUCUACAUUAAUCUUAUCAUCGGUGCUAUCACAGCCCCUGUCUAUCUGUUCUACCUUCCAGCCAUUCAUCCAGCUCCUGGAAGACCACUUAAAGAUCGCCUGCUUAGUCUGGACUAUGUUGGGUUCGUGCUCAGCGCAGCGAUGUGGGCGACCUUUGCGAUGGGCUUCAUCUUUGCCGGUGGUAUCUGGCAGUGGAAUAACGGUCGUACUAUUGCAAUGAUUGUGGUAUGGGGGGUUAUGCUUGCCCUUUACGCAUUACAGCAGACCUUCUGUAUCUUUACCACCCCCGAACAUAGGUCAUUCCCCGGACAUCUGCUCAGAUCUCGAACCCAAAUCUUGUUCUAUGUCACCACCACCUGCGCCAACACCUGCAUGUUCUUCACCACAUUCUACAUACCGAUCUACUUCCAGUUCACUCGGAACGACUCAUCCCUCAUGGCCGCAGUGCGACUUCUUCCUUACCUCCUGUUCACCAUCGCGUUCAACCUUGCUUCCGGCGCGGCCCUUCCCAAGAUAAAGUACUACAUGCCUAUGUGUCUCGUGUCCGGUGUCCUCAUGACUAUAGCUGGUGCGUUGUUCGUGGGAUAUCUUUCCCCUUCGACGCCAACGGGCCAGAUCUACGGUUUCAGUAUCUUGAUGGGAGUUGGGACCGGAAUCACCAUGCAGCUGGGCUACUCCGUGGGCAGCUUAAAAGUCAAACCAACCGACGCCCUCAGCGCUAUCAACCUACAGAAUGUUGCACAGAUUGGAGCCACAGUCAUCUGUCUUGUCAUUGCCAGCCAAGCGUUCCAAUCAAACGCCAUUAGAAACUUGGAUCAUGUUUUGGCAGGCCAGGGAUUCAGUCAAUCGGAAAUUCAAAGUGCUGUUGCUGGAUCACAGAGCACGCUGUUUGAGCAGCUCAGUGGUGACUUACGGAAUGCCGCUAUUGAAGCAAUCACAUCAGCGAUGGCAAGGGCCUUUGUCAUUCCACUUGUAGCUGGCGCAUUAGGGCUUGUUUGCUCUCUGUUGAUGAGUCGGGAGAGACUGUUUGGAUAA
Penicillium coprophilum is the source of this 1662-nucleotide messenger RNA. RefSeq lists its product as uncharacterized. The record is from RefSeq and is a predicted model, not a curated record. Lineage: Eukaryota; Fungi; Ascomycota; Eurotiomycetes; Eurotiales; Aspergillaceae. Gene Ontology annotation, molecular function: transmembrane transporter activity. Bases 1 to 1662 code for a protein of 553 amino acids. The transcript has a single exon. Gene Ontology annotation, biological process: transmembrane transport.